AUGAGCGCAUGUGCCGACUGCUCCAUCAAACGCAGCGGGGCAAUAGACCCUGACGACGGUUGCUUCUACUGCCAUCAGUGCUGGGCCAAGCAUCUCAUUGUGACCCGCGGCGCAGGCCACUGGUGCACCUUGUGCAGCGUGCAAGUGCCAGCGGGCGUGGGUGCCGGCUUGUUGCAUGUAAAAGGAAGCAAGCAUCUGAAGGCUGCCGGUCCAGAGAUGACAUUGGCGGAGCAGAUCGCAGCAGAGGAGGCGGCCGCAGCCUCGGCGCAGGACGUCGAAGCCGGGGAUAUUGGCCCGGCGGCCUUAGCGCCGGAUCUGAUAAACCAGCUGCGCGGAUACUUCGCCCCGCAAGCUCAGAAUCGCGCCGGCGUCGCGGCAGAUCACCCUCGCACCACCCUCUAUGGCAGCGUGGACUCGGCGCCGGCCAAUUUGGAGCUUGUGCUUCUGGGCCAUCUCAUUGGCGGAGACGAUAGCAGCGAGGUCUAUCUCAAUGUCACCGACCCGUUCUGUCUCAUCUCGGUGGGCGUGCAAGGCGCGGGCAAAUCGCACACGACGAAUUGCGUGCUGGAGACGUGCCUCCUUCCGUUUGCGCCCCUCUCGCGCGUGCGCCAGCCCAUGUCAGUGCUCGUCUGCCACUACGACCAGAGCGAGGCGAACUGCUGCGAGGCGACGGGGCUUGGCCAGCCGAGCCAUGGAGUGGCGGGGCUGCUCGAGCUGGCGGGCUCCGCCGUCUCUGCGCCCUGCCUCGGCCAUGACUCGCUGCUCGUCCUGUGCUCGCCAUCUUUCUAUCUCCAAAGGAAGGAGUACUAUGCGGGCGUCUGCGUGGUCAAGCCGCUCCUGUUCCGGUGGGGGCGGCUAAAGGCGCAGCAGCUCAAGAUGUUGAUGAAGCUCGACGAGAGCUCGACUCAGCUCUACGUCGCGCUGAUGCUCGAGAUGCUGCGCGGCUACCAACGGGCGCGAAAGGUGCCGCCAUACCAGCAGUUCAUGAAGGAGCUGGAAGCGUUAUGCUCGAGCCAACAGGCGGGGCCGUUGCGCCAGCGCAUGCAGCUCCUGUCGGCCUUCAUCUGGGAGGCGGAAUGCAACGAGUCUUUGCGAGAUGUGGGCGCUGACCUGAGCGAGGUCAUGGCGGCAGGCCGUAUGGUGGUGGUGGAUCUGACCGACCCGAUGAUGGCACCUGCCGACGCGAACGGCGUCUUCCAGGUGCUGCUCGAGUCGUUUCGCUUCAAGCAGGUGCACGGCGCAGGCAAACUCGUCGUGUUUGAUGAGGCGCACCGCUACAUGGGGAUGGCGGGGGAGGGCGAUGCUCUCGCGCGCGAGAUCACCGAUUGUGCUCGGCUGAUGCGCCAUGAGGGCUUGCGCCUCAUGAUUUCUACGCAGUCGCCCAAGGCGAUGCCAGAAGAGCUUCUCGAGCUCGUCACUCUCCUCGUCGCGCAUCGUUUCCAGUCGGGAGAUUGGCACCAGUACCUGGCGAAGAAGGUGCCGCUACCCGAGGAUAGCUUCGCUUCGAUCCGAGGCCUCUCGCCUGGCGAGGCGCUUGUGUACUCAGCGCGGCCGCACAUCGCUUCGUGCCCAGACGCGGAGGUGCUGCCGAUCAAGGUGCGCCGCAGGCUGACAGCAGACCGCGGCGCCUCACGCACGAACCACGCUCGCCGCACGAAUGCGACGGCACACAGCGGCACCGGCGUAGAAAGGCCGACAUCGUCCGGCGCGACUCCCGCAGAGUCCGCUACGUCGGCGCUGAGCGCGGAGAGGGGCGUACCUGCGCUCAGGGAGCGCGUGCGCAUCGAGGGUUUCACGGUCUUCACUGAGCUCAACGGGCGGAGCGGCGUCGUGGUCUCGAUCGACCGAGACGCGGGACGCUGCGGCGUGACGCUCGACGACCAGGAUCCGAUCAGCGUCAGCGUGCGAGCAGAAAGGCUUGUUUCCUACGACUAG
This is a messenger RNA of Emiliania huxleyi CCMP1516, 1935 nucleotides long. RefSeq lists its product as hypothetical. The transcript has 2 exons. The record is from RefSeq and is a predicted model, not a curated record. Bases 1 to 1935 code for a protein of 644 amino acids. NCBI's taxonomy places the organism in Eukaryota, Haptophyta, Isochrysidales, Noelaerhabdaceae.